UUCUCUGUGGUUCAUUCAACACUUGUGUUUCUUGGUGGCAGACUAUUUGAUGGAAACCAGCUAAGUGGGAAAAUCCCAUCUACAGUAGGACUUGUUCAAACACUUGAGGUUCUUCGCCUGGAUAGGAACUCUCUAAUAGGACCGGUCCCAUCUAACCUCAACAACCUCACAAGCAUCAAUGAACUGAAUUUGGCACAUAAUCAACUGACAGGCUCAGUGCCUGACCUAACUGGAAUGGACUCCCUCAAUUACGUGGACUUGAGCAAUAACUCAUUUGCCCAAUCAGAAGCUCCAAGUUGGUUCUCAACCAUACAAUCUCUCACUACUCUUGUAAUGGAAUAUGGAACACUUCAAGGAAAAGUGCCACAAAAGCUUUUCAGUUUUCCACAACUACAACAAAUAAAACUUAGGAACAAUGCAUUGAAUAACACUUUGGACAUGGGAGACAGCAUUAGCCAGCAACUGCAGCUUGUUGAUUUGCAAAACAACCACAUUUCCUCUGUAACAUUGAACUCUGCGUAUAGAAAUACUCUAAUACUAACUGGUAACCCGGUCUGCACUACUGGUAUCUCAAAUACAAACUAUUGCCAACUUCAGAAACAAACAACAAAUCCCUAUUCAACCAGCCUAGCUAAUUGUGGAACCAAAUCAUGUCCCCCUGACCAGGGGCUAAGUCCUCAGAGUUGUGAGUGUGCAUAUCCAUAUGAAGGGACAUUGUAUUUUAGAGCACCUUCCUUUCGAGAUUUGUCCAACAUCUCUACAUUUCAUGCAUUGGAAAUGAGCCUGUGGAUCAAGCUUGGCCUAACCCCUGGUUCAGUCUCUCUUCAGAACUCCUUCUUUAAUGUGGAUGACUAUCUUCAGAUCCAGUUAGAACUCUUUCCGUCCAUCGGAAAUGGAAAGUAUUUUAAUCGGUCAGAAAUACAGAGGAUUGGGUUUUACCUGAGCAAUCAAACAUAUAAGCCUCCUCCUGAGUUUGGACCUUACUAUUUCAUUGCAUCUCCUUAUGCUUUCCCAGUUGAACUUGGAGGAACUUCUUUAAGCAUAGGUGUAAUUGUCGGAAUAGGAACUGGUUGUGGUGUUCUCAUCCUCAUACUCAUGGGUGUUGGAAUCUACAUAUUUCAACAAAAAUGGCGUGCUGAGAGAGCCAUUGAGUUGAGUAAGCCAUUCGCAUCAUGGGGUCCUAGCGGUGAAGAUAGUGGUGGUCCUCCACAAUUGAAAGGGGCCAGAUGGUUCUCAUAUGAUGAACUCAAAAAGUGCACCAACAAUUUUUCAGAAAGCAAUGAAAUUGGAUUUGGGGGCUAUGGCAAGGUUUAUAGAGGGAUGCUCUCAAGUGGACUUGUGGUGGCAAUCAAAAGAGCUCAACAAGGAUCAAUGCAGGGUGGGCUUGAGUUCAAGACUGAAAUUGAGUUGCUUUCUCGGGUUCAUCAUAAGAACCUCGUGGGACUUGUUGGAUUUUGUUUUGAGCAAGGAGAACAAAUGCUGGUUUAUGAAUUUAUGCCUAAUGGGACACUUAGAGACAACUUGUCUGGGAAAUCAGGCAUUCCCUUGGAUUGGAAACGAAGACUUUGCAUUGCUCUUGGUUCAGCUAGAGGAUUAGCAUAUCUUCAUGACUUGGCUAAUCCUCCUAUAAUUCAUAGAGAUGUCAAGUCUACUAAUAUUCUAUUGGAUGAAAAUUUAACUGCAAAAGUUGCAGAUUUUGGCCUGUCAAAAUUGGUAUCAGAUAGUGGCAAGGGGCACAUAUCCACUCAAGUUAAAGGCACAUUGGGUUAUCUAGAUCCUGAGUAUUAUAUGACUCAACAAUUGACAGAGAAGAGUGAUGUUUACAGCUUUGGCAUAGUGAUGCUUGAAUUGGUUACUUCCAAGCAACCAAUAGAGAAGGGGAAGUAUAUUGUCCGCGAGGUGCAAAUAGCUAUGGAUAAAAAUGACAAAGAAUACUAUGGCUUAGAAGAGAUAUUAGAUCCAAAAAUUAGAAAUCUACAAAAUCCCAUAGGUUUUGUGAGAUUUGUGGAUUUGGCCCUGCACUGUGUAGAAGAAUCAGCUGAAGACCGUCCAACAAUGAGUGAUGUUGUGAAGGGGAUUGAAGGCAUAUUACAACAAGAUGGUGUGAUCACAAAAUCAACCUCAGCAUCCUCGUCCGCUGCAGAAUUUCGAACUACCAAGGGAAAACCUCAACAUCCCUAUGAUGAUGCUUUGCCGAAGAAGGAUGUAAACAACAGUGAUGCCUUUGACUACAGUGGUGGAUACAUGCUCUCUACCAGAGUUGAACCCAAGUAGAACGCUGUUUCUUUGAUUUUUUUUCUUGUCUUCUUGAAUUCAGCCUAAUUUUUAUUGUAUGUUUCUUUAUCUAACACCUUUCUAUUUUCUUUUCCUUCCUCCUCCCCCCCCCCCCCCCCCCUUCUUUUCCCAUGGUCUUGUGAGGGAAGGGGGUCAAUGAUUCGUUCCUAGUGGAUGGAGGUGUUCGGAUCCUAUCUUUGUGUGGCCUAAUUCUCUUGUUCAAUGAUUCGUUCCUAGUAGAUGGAGGUGUUCGGAUCCUA
Messenger RNA from Macadamia integrifolia, 2534 nucleotides. Its product is annotated as leucine-rich repeat receptor protein kinase HPCA1-like. The annotation marks the transcript as partial. NCBI's taxonomy places the organism in Eukaryota, Viridiplantae, Streptophyta, Magnoliopsida, Proteales, Proteaceae. The record is from RefSeq and is a predicted model, not a curated record. Gene Ontology annotation, biological process: protein phosphorylation. Gene Ontology annotation, molecular function: ATP binding; protein kinase activity. The transcript has 12 exons.